Molecule: messenger RNA, 1466 nt
Organism: Oppiella nova
Lineage: Eukaryota; Metazoa; Arthropoda; Arachnida; Sarcoptiformes; Oppiidae
Source: the annotation of a GenBank genome assembly
GUGGCCAAAGAGUGUCUCAAAGUAUCACCGAAACAGUCGAAAGCACUGGAAGUGGUGGCGGAUGUGACUAAACCGGAAGACUUGCGACGACUUGUGGACACAACUGUCAAACACUUCGGGAAACUGGAUGUUCUGGUCAAUAACGCCGGUGCUGGUGUUGGCGCUAAAAUUGAAGAAAAAGAUUAUUCCGAAAAAUUUCAAAAAGCUAUGCAAAUAAAUCUCAAUUCUGUGGUCUAUUUAACGCAUAUAUGUGUCGAGCAUUUGGAGAAAACGAAGGGAAAUGUUAUUAACAUUUCAGCUGUCGCUGGGAUGAGAGCUAUAUCUGGUUACAGUCCCUAUUGUGUGGCGAAGUGUGCUCUGGAUAUGUUCACCAAAUGUAUGGCCGCGGAGUUGGGACCCAAACGUAUCCGCGUUAAUGUCAUCAACCCUGGUCCAAUUCGCACUGAAUUUGCGGCAGCACUGGGUUUACCACAGGAUAUAAUUGAUAAACAUAUGCAGGCUUUCGUAGAGUUGAUGCCAAUAAGCCGGUUGGGGGAGUCCGAGGAAGUGGGUGAUGCCAUACUAUACCUGGCCAGUGACCAUGCCGCUUUUAUCACCGGCGCUAGUCUCAUUGUGGAUGGAGGUGUUGUAGCAGUAGUGCUGAUCACAGGCUCGAGUGCGGGUAUCGGUGCCGCCACUGCCGUACAGUUCUCCAGAGCCGGUGCUAAUGUUGUGGUCACCGGUAGACGAGCCGAUAAAGUGUCAGAAGUGGCCAAAGAGUGUCUCAAAGUAUCACCGAAACAGUCGAAAGCACUGGAAGUGGUGGCGGAUGUGACUAAACCGGAAGACUUGCGACGACUUGUGGACACAACUGUCAAACACUUCGGGAAACUCGAUGUUUUGGUUAAUAAUGCCGGCGCUUCUAUUGUGGCUAAUGUUACUGAUAAGGAAUUCUACGAGAAUUAUCUGAAAGUAAUGCAAUUAAACCUCAAUUCUGUGGUCUAUUUAACGCAUAUAUGUGUCGAGCAUUUGGAGAAAACAAAGGGAAAUGUUAUCAACAUUUCAAGUGUCGCCGGGAAGAGAGCCUUUGCGGGGUGGGCGCCAUACUGUAUGUCUAAGGCUGCGAUGGAUAUGUUCACCAAAUGUAUGGCCGCGGAGUUGGGACCCAAACGUAUCCGCGUUAAUGUCAUCAACCCCGGCCCCGUUCGUACGGAAUUCCUAUCUGCAAUGGGUAUGUCUAACGAGGUCUCCGACAAAAUGCACGACGGAUUUGGCAGUAUAAUACCUGUGGGCCGGUCAGGCCUGUCCACUGAUAUCGCUGAUUCAAUCCUAUACCUGGCCAGUGACCAUGCUGCUUUUGUCACGGGCACUAACCUGGUGUCAGAUGGGGGACAGAUCGCCGCUAAUGCUCUUAACAUUGAAUUCCUUAAAGAUUUGUUGUAAACUCGUUUGUACUGUAAUUUGAAUACAAUUUACAGUUAUACUGU